Molecule: messenger RNA, 784 nt
Organism: Gorilla gorilla gorilla (western lowland gorilla)
Lineage: Eukaryota; Metazoa; Chordata; Mammalia; Primates; Hominidae
Product: thyroid transcription factor 1-associated protein 26-like
Exons: 1
Coding region: 1-723 (240 amino acids)
Cellular component (GO): nucleus
Source: RefSeq, a predicted model, not a curated record
AUGGUGCCGGUGAGGCGGGCGGCGAAGUGGCGGCCUGGUGGUUUUGAGGUGCGUGGUGAAGGGGUUUCCACGUUCGGGUACAGGAAUAAGAAUGUGAAACAGAAGACGUGGCGGCCUAACCACCCGCAAGCCUUCGUGGGGAACGUUCGCAAGGGACAAGGAUUUGCUUUUCGAAGAAAACUGAGAAUACAGCAAAGUUACAAGAAAUUGCUACGGAAGGAAAAGAAGGCCCAAACGUCACUGGAAUCUCAAUUCACAGAUCGAUACCCAGAUAAUCUGAAACAUCUCUAUUUUCAGAUAGAGGAAAGACUUAGGAAGCAACCAAAAAAAGUUGACCAUGCUUUGUCAGAACAAGUUCACCAGCCUUUGCCUGAAGAACAGUGUAGCAUUGACCAGGCUUUAUUUGAAGAUCAGUGUAGCUUUGACCAGCCUCAGCCAGAAGAACAAUGUAGUAAAACAGUAAACUCCUUUACAAUUCCAAAGAAAAAUAAAAAGAAAACAUCAAAUCAAAAAGCACAAGAAGAAUAUGAACAGGUACAAGCUAAACGUGCUGCUAAGAAACAAGAAUUCGAGAGGAGAAAACAGGAGAGAGAAGCCCAAAGGCACUACAAAAAGAAGAAAAUGGAAGUGUUUAAAAUAUUGAACAAAGAGACUAAAAAAGGCCAACCAAACUUGAAUGUACAAAUAGAGUACCUUCUUCAAAAAAUACAAGAAAAAAGUUAAACAUUUUGUUCCUACAGGUUAAAAUACCUGCUGCCUAUUAGGUUCUUCUGUGACAAGUGCC